Messenger RNA from Oncorhynchus masou masou (cherry salmon), 864 nucleotides. RefSeq lists its product as uncharacterized. Gene Ontology annotation, molecular function: nucleic acid binding. The transcript is spliced from 6 exons. Gene Ontology annotation, cellular component: extracellular region. NCBI's taxonomy places the organism in Eukaryota, Metazoa, Chordata, Actinopteri, Salmoniformes, Salmonidae. The record is from RefSeq and is a predicted model, not a curated record. Gene Ontology annotation, biological process: signal transduction; regulation of bone mineralization. The coding region runs from base 1 to 858 and encodes 285 amino acids.
AUGGGUUGGUCUUGGGCUCUAGCGUGCUGGUGUGCAUUAGUGCUGGUGUGCUCGUCUGAAGAUAACAGAUCCCUUCCUGGCAUGUUACAGAGAGAGGCCUCCUUUGACAUAGAGGAUUUCCUGCAAAGGGAGAUCACCCAGUACCCGGACACAGACUUUACACCUGGAGUUCGGCCAAUGGCUGGGCCUCGCUCGCCAUCGUCCGCGGUACCCUUCCUACUCCCUCCCCGCAACGGCGGAGGCCACUUUAGUCGUCGAGCUGCAGCAGUCAACCGGGUAGAGUCCUGGUACAGCGCAUGUUGCCAUGGGAACGGGACACAGCAGGUCCAGGAAGUGACGCUGUGCUGCGUUACACAGGCGUGGGAACAGACCCUGUCCACAUUCUGUACUGAGGAGUCCGGAGUGAAGACACGCCAUCACCACUGCUGCCAGAAGGCGGGCGGGGCCAGACUGAGCUGUUUCCAUAGGGAUAACCCAGACCCCACCUACCUGCCGACCACCCCCAUUCCUGAACCUGGCUUCACCUUUAACCCCAACACUUGUCACAAGGCAUUGAAGAUGAAACAUGGCUGGGUCUUUCAGCAUGACAAUGAUCCCAAACACACCGCCCGGGCAACAAAGGAGUGGCUUCGUAAGAAGCAUUUCAAGGUCCUGGAGUGGUCUAGCCAGUCUCCAGAUCUCAACCCCAUAGAAAAUCUUUGGAGGGAGUUGAAAGUCCGUGUUGCCCAGCAACAGCCUCAAAACAUCACUGCUCUAGAGGAGAUCUGCAUGGAGGAAUGGGCCAAAAUACCAGCAACAGUGUGUGAAAACCUUGUGAAGACUGUCAUUGCCAAUAAAGGGUAUAUAACAAAGUAUUGAGAUUAA